AUGAUUCCUUCUCCAGUCCCAACCGAGUUACAAAAUUUGACGCAAGUAGAGGAAAUGUUGAUUGCUCGUGCUCUUCCUAUCAUGAGAGUUUACAUUAAGCCCGGUGGACAACGAGGUUACUCGGGUCAUUGUGUUAAUUUGCCACAAAAUGUUAAGGAACUUGCAUCAUCAUUGCCAAGAUAUCCAAAAGACUUGUCAGUGAUUAUUGUCAAGGUCAAAGGUAAAGAUAACUCAUUUAGAGAUGUUUCUGUGAGAAGAAAAAAAGUACAUAAUGCAUUAUUAUGGCUUGUGCAAAAUAAUCCUCAUUAUGCUGAAUUAGAAAUUAAUGAAGAUGCAUUAAACUGUUUACUAACCUGAGUAUCAGGCUCUAUUUUACAAAUAGAGCCUGACACAAAACUUAACCUGAUCGCUUUCCGCCCACAGCAAAGUUUAUAUUUAGUAUCCAAUCAAAAUGUCCCAGGAGAAAUUUAAAUUUCACACAAUGACAACAACAAUCUAAUUAUAGCAUAGGCAGCCCACUAAACGGCUGAAUUUAAAUUAAAACUGCAAUGAACUUAUAAAAUUAACAAAAAUAAUCACAAAUUAGCGAAUUAUAUUGCAAAUGUAGCUUAUAUUAAAUCGCCAUCCGAUUGCUCUCUCCUCCGCAGAGGUCUCAGUGACUACAAUGAGCUUUACAUGGCGCUUGCCGUAUUUAUCAACAAACUGACGUAUAAUUAUAAAGUAUAUAUAUAUACUUUAUAACUAUACGUCAGUCGAUAGUGCAAUCUGAUGGCGAUUUAAUAUAAGCUACAUUUGCAAUAUAUUUCGCUAAUUUGCGAUUAUUUUCUAAUUUUACUGCAGUUUUAAUUUAAAUUCAUCCGUUUAGUGGGCCGGCUAUAAUUGUAGUUGUGAUCGUUAUAAAAUAUAUCAACAACAAUAGUAUAAUCUAAUUAGCACCAGCCAAUCAAAUGACAGAUUUAAAAAUCGUUUGUCUAAUCGGCCAAUCAGCGCUCAGUCCAGAUUCUGGACUGAACAACCAGGCAAAAUGCCACUUUUGUGUCAGGCCGUACUUUUCUCCCCUUCGCCCACGAUCAGGCGUGCCUGUGCCCUAAAAAGUACGGCCUGAUACUCAGGUUAACUGUUUACCUGAAAAUGGCAUUCCAGCAGAUCUCAUGACUGUUGAGACUGAAAAUGAAAUAAUCUCAAAUGAUGAUGUUAUGUCAGAUUUAGGUCCACCCACUGAAAACCCUUCUGAAGAUAUAGUUUAUAACAACUCUACAGACAUGAAUAGUUUCUUGCCUGUCGGUGAACAGCAGGAACAAGAAAUAGAAGCAGUUAGAAAUCAGCUUUCUGCAAAUGAACCAAUGACAUGGCCCACUAUUGAAAGUGAACCAUUGAAUGAAUAUCAGAUAUCAUAUCUGGCCACUAUGGCUUUUCCAACAUUAUUUCCUGAUGGGAAAGGUGAUCCCACUAAUCAAAGUAUCUUGAGAAAUGUUCCUCUUCAAGAAAGAAUUAAGCAUCUUUUGAAAUUUGCUGAAUUUAUUGAUGGUAAAUGGGUAUACCGUUUUGCCAAUCACCCUAGAUUUUCAUACUGGGCAUUUAAUAUGAUUCACAGAAAGCGUAUUCUAGAACAAAGUGGAAUAUUCAUUAAACAAAAUCCAGGUGAAGCACACCUCACUAUUGAUGAGCUACGCGAAAUGGCUGCAAGUGACAACUCCACUUUACUGAUGUCCAAAGUGUCCAGAUACAUUGGCAAUAUUGCAGGUACUAAUGCUUACUGGAAUAAAGUGAGAGAGGAACUCAAAGCUAUAAUAACUAAUGUUGGAGCACCAACAUUGUUCUUUACUUUCUCAUCAGCAGAUAUGCACUGGCCUGAAUUGCAUGCUCUCUUUGGAGCAAACACUGGUAAUGCCACUAGUGAGGCAAGGAGACAAAAUGUUAUUAACAAUCCACAUAUAGUUGAUUGGUUCUUUACACAGAGACUAGAAAAGUUUGUAAAACACUGGCUUUAUGAUACACUUGGUGCAAAAUGGCACUGGUUUAGAUAUGAAUACCAAGGUAGAGGCAGUAUCCAUUGUCAUGGUACUGCAAAACUACAUAAUGACCCAGGCUUGUGUCAACUUACUCAGAUUGCUUUGAAAGGUUUCUUAGCUCAAAAAUUUAAAAAUGAAAAUGAUUGUUCUGACACAACUGAAUUGGACCAGGAUAUUGAAGCUGGUCAGAAAGCAGCUGACACAGUAUGUCAGUAUGUUGAUUGGUUAUUAUCAACCAUCAAUCCUAAUCCACCAGAUGAGGAUAUGUGGAUCAGACCUGAGGUUCAUCCAUGUCAAAAAAGUCAUCACGACAUUCUUGAACAUGAAAAACAAUCAGAUUAUGUAGAUCUAUUAAACAUGGUUCAACGACACACUCGUUGUAGUACAAGUUAUUGUCUUAGAAAGAAGUCAAAUGAAACAGAGUUGAAAUGUAGAUUUCACUUCCCUUUUGAUAUUUGUCCUAAGACAAAAUUAGAAUUUGAAAAAAUUCAUACCUCAGGUGAUAAUGAGCAUUAUCGAGCUAAGAUUGUGACUAAACGAAAUGACUCUAGAUUAAAUAACCAUCAACAACUUCAGCUACAGGAAUGGAGAGCUAACUGUGAUAUUCAAGUUGUUAUUGAUCACUAUGCUUGUGUUGAAUAUCUCACAAAAUAUGCAGCUAAAGGUGAGCCAAGAUCACCUAUAUUGAAACAGGCAUUCAAUUCUAUUGUGCAAAAUGUCGACAGUAAUACUGACCCUCAUAGAGUUAUUAAGAAGGUAGUUAUGAAAUCUCUUGGUGAAAGAGAUUAUGCAGCUCAAGAGACAAUGCAUCAUUUGUUGUCAUUAAAACUCCACAGCUCAUCCUUUAAAGUGAUGCCAGUUAGUCUAAAUGGUUCACGUAGAGUGCGUGAUACUGCAAGUAUUGACGAGGGUGAAUCAUGCACCGAUUAUUCACUUCUUGAUGUGUAUGCUAAUCGUGAACAAUAUGACA
Paramuricea clavata is the source of this 2982-nucleotide messenger RNA. The record is from the annotation of a GenBank genome assembly. NCBI's taxonomy places the organism in Eukaryota, Metazoa, Cnidaria, Anthozoa, Malacalcyonacea, Plexauridae.